Triticum urartu is the source of this 3016-nucleotide messenger RNA. Its product is annotated as U-box domain-containing protein 35. The record is from RefSeq and is a predicted model, not a curated record. Lineage: Eukaryota; Viridiplantae; Streptophyta; Magnoliopsida; Poales; Poaceae. Gene Ontology annotation, molecular function: ATP binding; ubiquitin-protein transferase activity; protein kinase activity. Gene Ontology annotation, biological process: protein phosphorylation; protein ubiquitination.
UCCGUUCCGUCCUACAAACUCCGCACCCCUCUGCUCUCUUCUUCCAUAACCGCCGCGCCGUAGCGUAGCUUCCCUCCUCUCUCCUCCGCUCCGGGGGCCUCGCCGUCGCCGUCGCCGACGCCGACGCCGGCCGAAGUGAAGCGCCGCCCGCGCUCCACGGGGCGUGCGGCUGAUCCACCGAUGGCCGCCAACGAGGGAGACGGGACCGGAGCGGGCGCGGCGCCCACCGUCGUCGGGCUGGCGCUCGGCGGCUCCAAAUCCAGCGCCUACGUCCUCCAGUGGGCGCUCGCCAACUUCGCCAGGGACGACGCGCCUCCCGCCUUCAAGCUCAUCCACGUCCUCACCCCGGUCCUGGCCGUGCCCACGCCAAUGGGGGGCCGCCUCCCGAUUGAUGAAGUCAAGUCCACCGUCCUCGACGACUAUCUCGGGAAAAAGUGGAUCAAGAAGCAGCAAAUGCUGUUCCGCUGCAAAGACACAUGUGAUGAAAACAAGGUUGAAGCUCAAGUACUGCUUGUUGAGGGUAACGAUGUCGCGGAUACCAUUUCCAGUCUUGUUUCUCAGUACCAGAUACAGAUCCUCGUUGUCGGUAACUCUUCCAGCAUGAUCCCGUUCACUAGGAUGUCCAGUGUAACUAGGACGUCCUCCAAAAUCUGCAAGAGUGUCCCCAGCUUUUGCACAGCAUAUGUUGUUUCAAAGGAUGGAUUGUCUUCAGUUUAUGCUUCUGAAUCAGAAAGUGGCUCGCCCUCUGGCUCUCUAGUACCAAAAGGCAACUCCGGGAGCUCCGAGACCGAAGAAUUUAUAGAUUCCUCAAUAUCAGAUUUGGAUGACAGUUCAGGGCGGGGCGUGCCACGCUCCAACUUGGCAUCAGAGAACCUUGAAAGUAUUUCUUCUGUUGAAGGUUUUAAUCUAUAUGAUUAUAUCACUGGAAAUGAAUCAGUAUAUGCCAACAAGGACAGAAAAAUUACCCCAUGCACUGGUGCUCAAAGCUCUAUAUCAAGUCAAUUUCAGGGUUCAGACAAGGUGCCAACAAAAGAAAGUUCACUGCUGGGAUUCAUGCUUUCAGACAACAAGGGUUCGGGCAAGGUGCCAACAAAAGAAAAUUCACUGCUGGGAUUAAUGCUUUCAGAGAACAAGGAUGAUAUCAGUGCAGAGCUUGAAAAGCUGAAGCUUGAACUGGGACAUAUACAGGGAGCAUAUAAACUCGUUCAGGAUGAGUCUGUCGAUGCAUCUCAUCAGGUGAAUGAAUUAGCUGCCAGGCGUAUGGAAGUGGAAGCUCAGUUAAGUGAGAUACAGGCCAGGGUGGAUAAGGCCAAUGACGAUGUACAGGAACAGAUGGCGCAGAGACUCCUCGCAGAGGAGGCAGCAACCCAAGUAAAGGAUCUUGUGAGGGCGGAGGUUAUGCAGAAAAAUAGGCUGCUGGCAAAGGCAUCCAAGGACGCUGAUAGGAAGGCGAGGCUGGAGAAGCUCCUUGUGCUUCAAGGCGACUCGUACUCGACGUUCACUUGGGAAGAGAUUGAUAACGCUACAGCAUCAUUCUCAGAGUCACUCAAGAUCGGAACUGGGUCUAAUGGGACUGUAUACAAGGGCCAUCUCAACCACUUGGAUGUAGCGAUAAAGGUCCUUCAUUCUAAUGACACCUCCAGUACCAAGCAUUUCAAUCAAGAGCUUGAGGUUCUGAGCAGGAUACGCCACCCACACUUGCUGGUGCUCCUGGGAGCCUGUCCGGACAAGGGCUGCUUGGUGUACGAGUACAUGGAGAACGGCAGCCUUGCGGAUCGUCUGCAGCGCAGAAAGGGCACACCAGCGAUCCCAUGGGUUGAUCGCUUCCGCAUUGCCUGGGAAAUUGCUUCAGCCCUGGUGUUCCUGCACAGCGCAAAGCCCAGCCCAAUCAUCCACCGUGACCUGAAGCCUGAAAACGUCCUCCUCGACAGAAACCUAGUGAGCAAGAUUGGUGACGUGGGCCUGUCAACCCUGAUGCCACAGAAGGAGACUCUGUCAAACCGCACGGUGUACAAGAGGACCGGUCUGGCGGGCACACUGUUUUACCUGGACCCGGAGUACCAGAGAAGCGGGCAGGUGUCGGUGAAGUCGGACACGUACGCGCUUGGCAUGGUGAUCCUUGAGCUGCUGACGGCCAAGUCACCGAUCGGACUACCUGAGCUGGUGGAGCGAGCAGUGGAAGACGGCCAGAUUACUGAUGUCUUGGACAAGAGUGCAGGGGACUGGCCCGUGAAAGAAGCGCAUGAACUUGCCCAGCUAGGGCUAAAGUGUUUGGAGAUGCGGAGCAAGGACCGGCCUGACCUCAAGAGCGUGGUGGCGGUGGAUCUGGAACGGCUGAAGCAUGGCACGGCCGUGCCAGGCUUGGCCGGACCGCCCAGCCACUUCAUGUGCCCAAUACUCAAGAAGGUGAUGCAGAACCCGUGCCUGGCGGCGGACGGGUACUCGUACGAGCGCGACGCGAUGGAGAUGUGGCUGUGCGACCAGAACACGUCGCCGGUGACCAAGGCGCGGCUGCGUGACAAGAAGCUGGUGCCUAACCUGUCUCUUAUGAGCGCCAUCGCGAGCUGGAUGGCCCAGGGAGGGAGGCCCCUGAUGGAGUGAGGCUCAUGGUAAAUACUAUGCUAGUCUAACAGAGUGCUGCACAUAUCAUCGGGGCUUGGUUGGGUUUGGGUUGGGAGAGACGGUUUAUGCCAGGUAUAGAAGAGAGCAGAGAGUGGGCUUUUGUGUGUCCGUUCUUUGGUACCAGCUGCUUCUGCGUAACGUGAAGGAGCAAUUUUGCUGCAACCAUACUUGUGUUGGUUAUCAUACCACUACUACUAGGUAAGUACUGUAGAACACUAGUAGAGAUGUCCAGGACCAGGAGAGGAGAGGAGAGGAAACCCUGAGUUGAGUUGGUCUAAAUAGAAUACGGAAAAUUUUGGUUGGAUCGGAUUGGAUUGGAUGGAUGCCGAGGUUAUGCUGUGCUAAUGUCUCUGGCAUUGAUUGAAACUUGGAGGAUAUAUGGCUUUGUCGUCGU